AUUUCGUCCUAUUUGGGACUUGUCGUCUGGAUGUACCUGCAUUUCUGAGUGAGUGAUGAUGUUCUCACCGAGGCUCGAACCCACUACCCAGCACAAUAAGCCGACAUUUCAACCUGGGACCGAGCCAUUCGGUUUAAUCAAUCGACGGGGAAAUCUCAAAUUCAAUAAAAUCUCCACUUUCUUUUAUUUUCUGCUCUCCUCUUCAGCUGGGACCAUGAUUGCCCAUAAUCUCUCAUCUGCUCUUCGCCACACGAUCUCCUCCAUGUCAUCAGGUGGAAAUCGCAAAAUCCUUUUUAAAAUUAUCGAUAGAAAAAAUAGUUCAAGUCUCCUCAAGUUUGCAGAAGGAUUGUCUAUCAAACGCUGAUAUUAGCAGUUAUCAG
Molecule: messenger RNA, 380 nt
Organism: Trichobilharzia regenti
Lineage: Eukaryota; Metazoa; Platyhelminthes; Trematoda; Strigeidida; Schistosomatidae
Source: the annotation of a GenBank genome assembly